GAGAUGAUCAGUUCGAAUUUGGGAAUAGUCUUCGGCAUCGGGAUUAUUUGUCUGUUGAGCGACACAGGAGGUCUGGGACAGACUGCUGGGAAACCAGGCACUCGUCGCUUGGUGAAUGGGACACUGGGACAGUCAGUCACAUUACCAGGAUGUAUCUCAGGAGAAAACAUUUUAAUCCUCACUUGGGAUUACCGCAGUUCACCAACAUCAGACAAGGUUCAAUUAUGUACAAAAUCUCAAAACAAUCCAAUACAAUAUGACAAACAGGGAAUCAGGUUAAACCUGAAUGACACUAGUCUGGAAAUACAGAACCUAACAGAACACGAUCAAGGUCUGUAUGAAAUGAACGUAUGGACGAAGCUGGCUGUCCAUGAACAAGUGACAGAACUGAAGAUUUAUGAACGAGUGUCAUUACCAGUAAUAACUAUCAGUGAAGCCUUCAGUGACGGGGUGUGUAACGUUAGCUUGGUGUGUUCACUGGAGCACGGCACCGAGCCAGUCUACACUUGGUGGUCAGGAGAUGGCAAGGCCACGGCAGAUGGGUCGCACAUACUGACUGACGAAGGGAGAAGGCUGGCACUAUCCAUACCUCUACCCAACAACAACAGUGUGUACAAAUGCACCGUGGGGAACCCUGUUAGUGAGGAGACGCGGAGCGUGGAUCUAACACAGCUCUGUCCUGCCCAUGAAGGUGUCAAGCAACAGCAAGCACUCCAUAUUGGCUUGAUUAUUGCGGGAAUUGGGUUGGGAGCUAUCAUCUUUUCUAGCGUUGGCUACAUGUGUUGGAAGAAAGAACCAAACCACGAUGAAGGCAGAACUCCGCCAUGCUUAGCUUAUUUCUGAUGAUGUGAGGUGCAGAGGCCUGGGAACCAUUACCUCCAGUUUCAAGGACAGCUUCUUCUCAUCAACCAUCAGGUUCUUGAACCCUUUCAACCCUUUCUGGCUUAAUCCCUUCCUUCACC
This is a messenger RNA of Amblyraja radiata (thorny skate), 962 nucleotides long. Its product is annotated as signaling lymphocytic activation molecule-like. Gene Ontology annotation, cellular component: membrane. The record is from RefSeq and is a predicted model, not a curated record. The transcript is spliced from 5 exons. NCBI's taxonomy places the organism in Eukaryota, Metazoa, Chordata, Chondrichthyes, Rajiformes, Rajidae. The coding region runs from base 4 to 843 and encodes 279 amino acids.